ACUAACGGACCAAAAUCCCAAUCCUCAGCCAGAGCCACAAUCGAAUCCUGAGCCUGUUCAUGCAGCACAAGCGCGAUCAGAGCCAGAACCUAGAUCCGAAGCUGAUCCAGCUGUUAACAAUGAUGCAGAUCUCAGUGAAACCGCGAUCCGUUCCAACCACACGGUGGAUGCCAACCCUCCGGCGCAACCUCAGCUUCGGAAAGACGAAGGGAACCGAACCUUCACAAUGAGGGAAUUGCUUAACGGAUUGAAGAACGAGUCCGAACCUGACAAAGAAGAUUCCAAUUCUCCCCGCACCCAUCAGAGUCAACAGCAGCAGCAGCAGCAAACACAGCAGAACAACGCUGCAAUGGAGUUGAUAAACAGUGUUGUAGGUGCCGACGAGGAGGGCCGAUCGCGGCAACGGAUUCUCACAUUUGCUGCCAGGAGGUAUGCUACUGCAAUUGAGAGGAAUCCAGAUGAUUAUGAUGCACUAUACAAUUGGGCAUUGGUGCUUCAGGAAAGUGCAGAUAAUGUUAGUCCAGAUUCCACUUCACCUUCCAAAGAUGCUUUACUCGAGGAAGCUUGUAAAAAAUAUGAUGAGGCCACUUGCCUAUGCCCCACACUACAUGAUGCUUUCUACAAUUGGGCUAUAGCAAUCUCUGAUCGGGCGAAAAUGCGUGGUCGCACAAAGGAAGCUGAAGAACUAUGGAAACAGGCAACACGUAACUACGAAAAAGCAGUCCAGCUCAACUGGAACAGCCCUCAGGCACUUAACAACUGGGGACUUGCCCUUCAGGAACUUAGUGCCAUUGUUCCAGUUCGAGAAAAGCAAAAGAUUGUAAGAACUGCUAUCAGCAAGUUCCGUGCAGCUAUUCAAUUACAAUUUGAUUUCCAUCGGGCAAUUUACAAUCUCGGAACUGUUCUGUAUGGUUUAGCCGAGGACACCUUAAGAACUGGGGGAUCGGCGAAUGCUCAAGAAGUUUCACCUAAUGAAUUGUACAGCCAAUCUGCAAUAUAUAUUGCAGCUGCUCAUGCAUUGAAACCAAAUUAUUCAGUUUAUAGCAGUGCCUUGCGGUUGGUGCGAUCUAUGCUACCGCUGCCACAUCUUAAAAUUGGAUAUUUAACAGCACCUCCCGCGGGGAAAUCACUUGCACCUCAUAAUGACUGGAAACGAUCAGAAUUCAUUUUGGAUCACGAAAGGCUUCAACAGGUGCCCAAAGGCGAACAGAGACAAGUGCCUCAAACUCUCGCAGGCAGAUCCACAGAUGCAGCAAAUGGAGAUAAAAAGACAAUCAAAGUAGAUAUAGCAGAUAUUGUUUCAGUAUCAGCUUGUGCUGACCUAACCUUACCACCUGGUGCAGGCCUCUGCAUCGAUACAAUUCACGAACCUGUUUACCUGGUUGCUGACUCGUGGGAAUCGUUAGAUGGAUGGCUCGACGCAGUUCGUUUAGUAUACACAAUUUAUGUACGGGGCAAAAGUGAUGUGCUGGCUGGAAUUAUAGCGGGAUAAAUGUGAAAUUUGAUUUGUUAAACUCAGACUUGAUAGCUAUUUUUUUUUGGGUACUUUUCUCUGCAAACUUGUGUAUAACAACAACAAUGUAUGAACGUUUUUUUGUACAACUGAGAAAUCUGAGUUAACUGAUUAACCGGAUCACUCAACAUUCUAGUUUUUGGCAAUAAAUAUUCUACAAGGAUUAUAACUUAUGAUAUCGAUUCCUUAA
This is a messenger RNA of Arachis duranensis, 1703 nucleotides long. Its product is annotated as protein HLB1. NCBI's taxonomy places the organism in Eukaryota, Viridiplantae, Streptophyta, Magnoliopsida, Fabales, Fabaceae. Gene Ontology annotation, molecular function: protein binding. The record is from RefSeq and is a predicted model, not a curated record.